GUCCGUGAAUUCCACACGUGCCUCGCGAGAUUAUGCUGAAACAGCUGAUUCAUGUUUAUUGUUAUAAGUCACCACUACAAAUAAGGAAAUACGCUACUUGGUGUUGAUGUCUGUACAUAGUUUGCAACGAUUCGCAGUCGUUAACGCACGUGCUUUGUAAUCUAUCGCAACUUUAACUCUGUACGUCAGCAAUCCUACAAGGUAGUGCAAUGCAUUCCAUGUACACUUGAUUAUUCGCUAGUGCGUAGAAACCUCGUGGAGCGAUUAAACUUUUAAAAAUAUGACUGAAUCAUAAUGGAAAAUUCACAAGACGCCAACGAUACGCCCCCCGAUGAUGUUUUAAAUAAUUCUUCAAUUAACAAUACAGAGCCUAGAGAUGGAUUGGAUUACACUCAAAUAAUACCUGAUUUGGAUGAGAUCACCACAGUUUCAGAUGAAAACCCCCUGAUACAAUCAGCAUGUUACCGGAGGAACAACAAAGAUACCUUCCAUCCGGGAUCGUUGAAUGUUUUAUCAACCAAAUAUGAAAGUUUAGAUUAUGACACCGUAGAAAAUUAUUUGUUACUAGAUGAAGAGCAGAAGAAGGGAUAUAAGUUUAUUGUUAGAAAGCUAAUUGCCAAAUGGAUCAUCUUCCUGUUGAUUGGAAUGAUCACAGCAUUAAUUGCAUGUGUUAUUGAUGUAUUAAUAGAUAGCCUCUGUUCUUUAAAAUAUGAACAUUUACAGUUCUUGGUAGAUAAAUACGUGCUGGAAGGCAAACUGUACAUCCCAUACUUUUAUUGGAUCCUCUAUAAUUUUGUGCCUGUGAUGAUCGGAUCUGUUUUGGUCGCAUACGUGGAACCAGUCGCCGGGGGCAGCGGUAUUCCCCAAGUGAAAUGUUACCUGAACGGGGUGAAAGUGCCGCGCGUCGUGCGAAUACGCACGCUGAUAGUCAAAGCCGUCGGGGUGAUUUGCUCAGUGGUUGGCGGUCUCGCCGGUGGAAAAGAAGGACCGAUGAUUCAUGUCGGCGCCGCUGUAGCCGCGGGGAUUUCACAGGGAAAGAGCACAACAUUCAAAACCGACCUUCACAUUCUGCGGUAUUUCCGCGAGGAUCAGGAGAAGCGCGAUUUCGUAUCGGGUGGCGCGGCGUCUGGCGUAUCCGCUGCGUUUGGUGCUCCCGUCGGUGGUGUACUCUUCAGUUUAGAAGAAGGCGCAUCAUUUUGGAACCAAAGUUUAACAUGGCGCAUAUUUUUCGCGUCUGUAGUAAGCACAUUCACGCUUAAUUUAUUCCUUUCGAUGUACUAUGGCGAACCAGGCAAUUUGCAAUAUCCGGGCCUGUUGAAUCUCGGUCAUUUUGAGGAGUUUACGUACUCUUUGUAUGAACUGCCCGUUUUUGCUUUGAUAGGAGCCUUAGGAGGACUUCUCGGCGCAUUAUGGAAUAGUAUUAACUACAAAUUAUCAGUAUUUCGCAUUAGAUAUAUCAACAAGCCAUGGUUGAAAGUGAUUGAGGCUUGUCUCGUCGCCACGAUGACCGCAACGGUUGGUUUCUUGAUGAUAUUCUUCCUGAAUGAUUGCAAACCGUUAGGACAGGAUCCGACAAGAUUUCCCACGCAGAUGUACUGUAAUGAUGGACAAUAUAAUGUCCUCGCGUCGAUUUGGUUUCAAACACCUGAAGCUUCAGUGCGGUCGUUGUUUCACGACCCGCCGAACACCCACAACGUCACAUCGCUAAUAUACUUCGUGAUUGUUUACUUCUUAAUUUCCUGUUGGACUUUCGGGCUGUCAACAUCCAACGGCUUGUUUAUUCCCUCGCUGUUGACAGGCGCAGCCUGGGGGCGUUUAAUCUCAGUCGGUUUAUCUUACAUCUACCCUACAACGUUGAUACAUCCUGGAAAAUAUGCUUUAAUUGGCGCCGCUGCUCAACUAGGCGGACUUGUUCGGAUGACAAUUAGUUUAACUGUCAUCAUAAUGGAAACCACACAGAAUAUUUCCUUCGGUUUGCCGCUGAUUGUCACCCUGAUAGCUGCCAAAUGGACAGGCGACUUCUUCAAUGAAGGCAUUUACGAUAUUCAUAUCCAACUGAGCGCAAUUCCUUUCUUAUCAUGGGACCCACCACCGUUGACACACAACAUUUACGCUAGUGAAGUCAUGUCACAUCCUGUCGUCACAUUGAAAACCGUGGAAAAUGUCGGACACGUCGUAGAGUUACUCAAACUGAAGUCGUACAAUGGUUUCCCAGUUGUGGAUCCACCAAGAAGUGACUCAUGCGAUGUAACAUCCUACGGUAAACUGAGAGGUUUGAUCCUGCGUUCACAACUAAUCGUCAUGCUGCGCAACAAGAUCUUCAAUGAAACUGAACGAUCCUGGGUGGGAAUCAGCGCAGAUCUCUUCCGAGAUGAAUAUCCCAGAUACCCCACUAUAGACCAAGUACAAAUAACCGAAGAGGAAAAAACUUAUUCCAUCGACUUGCGGCCAUUCAUCAAUCCCUCGCCGUUCACAGUGUUACAUUCAACGUCACUCCCACGCAUGUUCCGGUUGUUCCGUGCGCUCGGCCUGCGCCACUUGCCGAUCGUGAACGACAGCAGCGAGGUGGUGGGCAUGGUGACACGCAAAGAUCUCGCGCGUUACCGCGUCUGGCGACAUCGGGGCCGCAUGGGCGUCGAGGAGCUGGUCGUCUCGCAAGAAAUCUAACCUACUAGUAUAAUAAAAUAGGACAAUCAUGUACAUAUUUAACCGAAUGCAGUUGAGCGCGCGAGCUGGGAGUGUCAAACAAUAAGCGUCUUACGUCUUCGCGUGUGCGGUCAAGUCGUUAUUGCAAGUCGUUUCUUGUUUUAUUCCCAUGACAUACACAAAAGUUGAUUAAUACAGUAUAAAUAUUUUACAAAGUCA
This is a messenger RNA of Dalotia coriaria, 2865 nucleotides long. It is a transcript of the gene ClC-b, whose product is annotated as chloride channel protein 7. NCBI's taxonomy places the organism in Eukaryota, Metazoa, Arthropoda, Insecta, Coleoptera, Staphylinidae. The record is from RefSeq and is a predicted model, not a curated record. Gene Ontology annotation, cellular component: intracellular membrane-bounded organelle; lysosomal membrane. The coding region runs from base 295 to 2667 and encodes 790 amino acids. Gene Ontology annotation, biological process: chloride transport; transmembrane transport. The transcript is spliced from 13 exons. Gene Ontology annotation, molecular function: voltage-gated chloride channel activity.